AUGGUUGGCGGUGGAAGCAGGAGAGACGAGGGCUCGCUCGUCAUCAACAACACCAACGUGUUCGCGGCGCUCGAGACUCUGAGGAAGAAGAAGAAGUCCGAUAAGGAUCGCAAAAGCAAAGGGUCCUCCAAGUCGGCCCAGCCCAAGGCGCCCGAGGCCCAGGUUUUUUGGGCUCCGGCUCCCUUGAACGCGAAAUCGUGGGCCGAUGUGGAUGACGAAGAUGAUGAUGACUAUUACGCCACAACGGCUCCGCCUCAAUCCGUUUGGGGACCUUCGGAGCCCCAGCAGAAUAAGGGCAGGCCAAAUGUAGAGGAUAGUGAGAGUGAAGAAGAUAUUCUUGAUGAAGGUGAUGAUGAUGUAGAGGAAGAGCAUGAUAAUGAACCAGAGGUGCCAGUAAACCCUGAGCCAGUGCUGAAGAAACCUGCUGAUGUUCCUGCGCCACCUAAGGAGGCAGAAAGGCAACUUUCAAAAAAGGAAAAAAAGAAAAAGGAACUUGCAGAACUUGAGGCCCUUCUGGCUGAUUUUGGAGUUACUCAAAAGGAGAGUGAUAGUCAAGAUGAAUCACGUGGUGCUGCACAAGAGAAGGAUAGUGCGCUGAAUGGAGAUGGAGAAAAGAAGGAAAAUCAGCCCGCAGAGUCCAAGAGCGCCAAGAAGAAGAAAAAGAAAGAUAAAGCUUCCAAGGAGGUGAAAGAAUCUCAGGACCAACCAAACAACUCAGGGGCAACUAAUGGACCGGGUGAAGUUACUGCAGCUGAACAAACAGAGGAGGAUACAUCAAAUGUUGAUGUGAAGGAGAGAUUAAAGAAGGUUGUAACUGCGAAGAAGAAGAAAUCUAGUAAAGAGAUGGAUGCUUCUGCGAAAGCAGCUGCUCAAGAGGCUGCUGCUAGGAGAGCACGGCUUGCUGCAGCUAAGAAGAAAGAGAAGAACCAUUACAACCAGCAGCCCGUUCGGUAA
This is a messenger RNA of Prunus armeniaca (apricot), 954 nucleotides long. The record is from the annotation of a GenBank genome assembly. NCBI's taxonomy places the organism in Eukaryota, Viridiplantae, Streptophyta, Magnoliopsida, Rosales, Rosaceae.